AUGCGUUUAAUGUUCUUCGCCGUCGCGUCGCUGGCAUUGCUGGCGGCGUGCGUCUGCGCACCAAACGAUGCAAUCCAACACAUACCAAAACAAGAAGCAACACAGUCAGCUACAGAAAAAGACGGUGCGGCAUCUGGUGUUUCGGCAAACAAUGCUGGAUCUUCUGAACCGGAAAGGGAGAAGAGGGAUCUAGGCGGCCAAGAAAGUGAUUUGCUUCCGUCUGAUCAUGAGGUGUCGGCGUUUGGAGAUAAUUCGCUGAUUGGUCGUGGACGGAUCAAGGUCAAGACCAUCCAUGCAGGAAUAUCACCAGUCCACGAUUUUAGAAAUCAAUUAACCUCACAAGUUGGAGACAAAUUAUUACCAAUGACUUCACCUUACAAUGUCCUCAAGCAUUUGGAUAAUUCCGUGAUAAAAGCAACAAAAAAUGUCACUCACAAUCCAAAAAUGGAAGAAACUUUGUAUCAACUAUCAAAGGAUUUGGUAUCAGCUAUACUUUCUAAACUCGAGAUUCAAGAUAAGCUCACAAGAAUAACUCGAGAAGCUUUAGACGCUCCAGGAAAAACCAAGGGUAUGACUGCCAUAGAGACUCGACGAAUACUUGACUACAUUUCAAGAACUUUAUCAGGUCAUAUUCUUACUAUCACAAGGGCUUCCACAGAACCUGAAUUACAUAGAUUAGUAUAUGGUUUGGCUCAAAUAGCCGCGGAAAUUUCAAUUGUAUCAGCAUUAAGAGACAUUACUUACGCUACAGCUCUAUCGAAAAAACAGUCCGUUGAUCUUUCCCUGCGUAAAAAGAGAUCUAUAUUACCCAACAAUGCUAUCGUUGUAGCUUCUACGCCACAAUCUAGCCAGUCUACAGUUUACGAUAUUAUAUUGAAUAGACCCAUCACUAUAUCUUCAACAGAAGCACCAAGCAGGCUACUGAAUAUUACCCGAUAUUCUGUUAAUUUAUCAAAGAAGUCAGUAAAUAUAAUUCAAAGCAAAAAACGAGCUCUACCAUCUCCCCCCGAAAGGAUUUCUAAAUCAGACAGUCCUGGAUGCUCUAGUGAAUGA
This is a messenger RNA of Pieris macdunnoughi, 1053 nucleotides long. The record is from the annotation of a GenBank genome assembly. NCBI's taxonomy places the organism in Eukaryota, Metazoa, Arthropoda, Insecta, Lepidoptera, Pieridae.